GGAUCCUACGGAGGGUUUCGGCUGUAUCUUCAUGCUGGGCUUCAUCAUCAGGCCUUGGUCAUUAGCUCCUGCCCUACUGUGUACUGGACUCCGGAUACCUCGACUUUGUGCUCAACCCAGGCCCAGAGCCAUGGCCAUCUCCUCUUCCUCCUGGGAACUGCCCCUGGUAGCUGUGUGCCAGGUAACAUCGACACCAGACAAACAGCAGAACUUUAAAACAUGUGCUGAGCUGGUUCAAGAGGCUGCCAGACUGGGUGCUUGUGUGGCUUUCCUGCCUGAGGCAUUUGACUUCAUCGCUCGAGACCCUGCAGAGACACUACAUCUGUCUGAGCCUCUGGGUGGGAACCUUUUGGGAGAAUAUGCCAAGCUUGCCAGGGAAUGUGGACUCUGGCUGUCCUUGGGUGGUUUCCAUGAGCGUCACCAAGACUGGGAGCAGACUCAGAAAAUCUACAAUUGUCAUGUGCUUCUUAACAGCAAGGGAUCAGUAGUGGCCACUUACAGGAAGACUCAUCUGUGUGAUGUAGAGAUUCCAGGUCAGGGGCCGAUGCGUGAAAGCAACUCUACCAUACCUGGGCCCAGUCUGGAGUCACCUGUCAGCACACCAGCAGGCAAGAUUGGUCUAGCUAUCUGUUAUGAUAUGCGGUUCCCUGAACUCUCUCUGGCAUUGGCUCAGUCUGGUGCAGAAAUACUUACCUACCCUUCAGCUUUUGGAUCUGUUACAGGCCCGGCCCACUGGGAGGUACUGCUGCGGGCCCGUGCCAUUGAAACCCAGUGCUAUGUAGUGGCAGCAGCACAGUGUGGGCGCCAUCAUGAGAAGAGAGCAAGUUACGGCCACAGCAUGGUGGUGGAUCCCUGGGGAACAGUGGUAGCCCGCUGCUCUGACGGCCCAGGCCUCUGCCUUGCCCGAAUCGACCUUAAUUAUCUGCAACAGUUGCGCCAAUACCUGCCUGUGUUCCAGCACCGCAGGCCUGACCUCUAUGGCAAUUUAGGUCACCCACUGUCUUAAGCCUUUUGACUUCUGAGUUGAGACCCACUGUAGGCUGUGACUUGUGGCAGGACCUGGGCACAGCUCCCCUCAACUUGGACAGCCUCAAUUUUUGAUCAAACACAGGCUCAGCUUUUUGGAAAAGAAGAAACUUUCACCUGAGCUCAGAUUUUCAGUUUCAGAAAGGUGGAAUUUUAGUCAUUGUUUAUUUCAUGAAAACUGAAGUUAUGCUGAGGGCUGAGAAUCACUGGCAUUGAAGAAAAAAAAAAAUGUAAUCAUUAUAAAGUCUGUUUGGACAUCUCCUUUGGGAGUUGGAAGGGGUGGUGUAUUGUACCAGCUGAACUGGGCUGUAGUUGUAGGCUUCCUGGCUUAUUCAACAUGCCUCCCUACCUAAAUAAAAGUGCAACACUCA
Molecule: messenger RNA, 1397 nt
Organism: Orycteropus afer afer
Lineage: Eukaryota; Metazoa; Chordata; Mammalia; Tubulidentata; Orycteropodidae
Source: RefSeq, a predicted model, not a curated record